This is a messenger RNA of Salvia miltiorrhiza (redroot sage), 2154 nucleotides long. RefSeq lists its product as uncharacterized. The record is from RefSeq and is a predicted model, not a curated record. The transcript has 2 exons. Lineage: Eukaryota; Viridiplantae; Streptophyta; Magnoliopsida; Lamiales; Lamiaceae. The coding region runs from base 1 to 2154 and encodes 717 amino acids.
AUGAAUGUUAUUGCUUGGAACGUCCGGGGUCUGACGGACGAGUCUAAGCGCCUCCUUUGGGAGCAUUGUCGUACUUUCUCUCCUAUUGUUUUUGGUAUUAUUAAGCCGAAGUCGAAUCUCAGAAAUUCUAACCACAAUUAUUGGUCUUCUCUUAAUUUGAUCCCUGCUUUUCAGAAUGAGCGGCAGGACAGGUGUUCGAACAUUUGGGUUUUACAUCAUCCUGAUGUGGCGUUCAGAUUGGUUUUUUCUUCGGAGCAGACGGUCAUUGCAGAUUGUCAUUGGAACUCUUUUGAUUUCCGGGUGGCGAUUGUUCACGGUGCCUCUACUCAUACCGAGAGGAGGUCUUUGUGGGCUGAUCUCAUUAACUUUACUGCUGACAGUAUGGUGAUUUUAGGGGAUUUUAAUGCUGUUAAAGGUGCCCACGAGAGGAUCAGUAGUUGUAUGCCUAGUCAGACUUCUUGCAGAGAGUUCUGUGACUUUAUUGAUGACACUGGUUUUAUUGAGUCGGCUACUUCUGGGCUUCGGUUUACUUGGUCUGGUCGAUGCUUUAUACCUCAACAUGUGGAGUCUUUUCUUGACCGUGCUUUAUACUCGGAAUUGUUCUUUUCUUUGUGGCAUUCUGUUCAUACUCUGAACUUGGCUAGAUUGACUUCUGAUCACUCUCCGAUUGUGUUUCAGUGCAGUUUACCGCCCCAGACCAGACAUAGAUUUUUUAGAUUUUUAAACAUGUGGGCGAUGCAUCCGAAUUUUCAUGCUUUAGUGGAGGAUUCUUGGAGACAAGAUACUGGGGCCCUGUGUCCGAUUUAUAAGGUUAUGUUUAAGCUUAAACGGCUUAAGAAGGAGCUGAAGAGUUGGAACAAGAACGUGUUUGGUAACGUUGAUGCGCUGGUGGACGACACUCAAAGGGAUUUGAUGGAUAUCCAGACGAGUAUUUCGCUUCAUGGUUAUACGGAUGAGAUGUUUGACAAGGAGCAAAAAAGCCGCAUUUCGUGGCUUACGGAUGGGGACAGGAACACUGUUUUUUUUCAUGUUACGCUCCGCUAUAAGCACAAGCCCAGGGAGAUAUCACAGCUUAUGAUUGAUGGGGCCAGAGAUUCGAACGAGGACAGAAUCGGUGGGCAUAUUGUGGAUUAUUUCACCACUCUUUUUACUGAGGAUAGUGGCUCUGAUGUUGGUAUUGAGGCGAUUGAGGCUGUUAUUGACCCUGUUAUUUCUGAUGAUCAUAAUGCGGUUCUUUCGGCUUCUCCUUCGGACGAGGAGAUUACAGCUGCUGUUUUUAGCAUGGAUGCUGAUAGCUCGCCUGGGCCUGAUGGUUUUUCUGGGAAGUUUUAUCAGGCUUGUUGGGCUAUUAUUAAGCAUGAUGUUUGGGCGGCGGUUCGUACUUUUUUUCUAAGGUCUUAUCUUCCGUCGGGAUGCAAUUUCAGCACUCUCAUUCUCAUUUCGAAGAAAGAGAAUGUCAUUUCUGUUUCUGACCUUAGGCCUAUUGUUCUUUCCAAUUUCAUGUUCAAGAUCAUUUCGAAGGUGUUGGCUACAAGGAUCAGCGGGAUUGCAGCGCUUUAUGUUUCUCAGAAUCAGUUUGGGUUUAUUAGUGGUCGUUCGAUUCAUGAUUGCAUUCUGUUGGGAUCUGAAGGUUUUAACUGUUUGAAACGUACGGGCAGAGGGCAGAAUAUGGCCUGCAAGAUUGACAUUCGCAAAGCCUUUGAUACUCUUCGUUGGGAUUUUCUGUUGAAUGUCCUUAAGGUUAUGGGGUUUGAUGUGCGCUUUAUUGAUUGGAUCAAGAUCAUUCUUACUUCUGCCCGGCUCUCCAUUCUUUAUAAUGGGAAGCUUUAUGGUUACUUUGGUUGUUCGCGCGGUGUGAGGCAGGGGGACCCUCUCUCUCCUAUUCUUUUUGGGAUUGCUGAGGAUGUUCUAAGUGCUCUUUUUCGCAACUGUGUUACCUCUGGCCAUCUUACUCCCAUGUCUAUGACUCGGUCGCAGCCUUUUCCCACACAUCUUCUUUACGCGGAUGAUAUUCUGGUCUUCUGUAAAGCCUCUGUUCGGAAUGCGAGGACGAUUAAGAAGAUUCUUGACUACUACAGUUGGAUUUCUGGGCAAACUUGUAGCAGUGAAAAGUCUCAUAUCUACUUUUCUGCUAAGGUUCAUGCUGUGACUUAG